Messenger RNA from Anisakis simplex (herring worm), 1371 nucleotides. Lineage: Eukaryota; Metazoa; Nematoda; Chromadorea; Rhabditida; Anisakidae. The record is from the annotation of a GenBank genome assembly.
GGUUAUUCUGGUAAUCGAGUGAAUAGCGCUUAUGCUGGAGGUACGACCGGUAGCGGUAGCGGGAACUUCGGUCAGGCUGCUUCGUCGUAUCCGUGUGGCGGUUGGGCAGCGAACAAUCACAAUUGGAGAUUAAGCAAUACGGCUUGGAGUGGAAAUCCGAUGUGUUCUGGAGGAGCAUUCAUAAAUCCACAAAAUAACGCGUUCACUGGCAACAACGCGUUCAAUCCAAAUUUCACAUUUCAACCGAUCAAUCUGGCAAACUUAAACAAUCUCCAAAACACACUCAGCAGUUUCAAUCAAGCGUUGAGCAAUACAUUGAGCAAUCUCAGCUGGAGUCUGAAUCACUUGAACAAUAUCAUCAGCACGAACUGGAACACCAGAUUAGGUCAGCUCGGUUCGGCAAAUGCCAAUAGUGCACGCUUUGCAAACGCUCAAUGGAAUAAUGCUGGCACAGCGUUAGCAAACAAUCAAAAACUUUCAUUCACAUCCGCUAACAUGAACGCCGCUAAUCAACCUAACCGAGUCGCAAGUUUUCACGGUUUAAAUAGUCAAUCAGGAGUUAACGAGCUGAAGACUGCGUCUGAAACGGAUGCUUUGCUUGGAAAAGAUACAGCUGCUAAAAAAGGAUACAACGAAGGACAACGUCUCCCGGUGUUAUCUCUGGAUGAGUUCAGUGAAUCGUCGUCACCGACCGACAUGGAUGCUGCCAGUCCAACGGCAUCGGACCGAGAUAGCGAUAACGAAACUGACGAUAACAAUAACAGUACUAAAAGCAAGGAUGAGAUCGUUAGCAUUGCUCUAAUUGAUGAUCUCAUCGAACGACUCAAUAACGCUAAACUCCGACCGGAUCCUCUCGCAAAAGGUGCAAUUUUCUCGAGAAAAAGUGGUCUAGGAGCAGCACCAAUAAUGCCAGUGGAUAUAAAAUUCGAUGAGUUCAGAAAAUUAUGUGAACUAGCCGUUGAGUCAUUCGCGAAACAAAAAUCGCUGUUACGUAUCACCAAAGCAACAUUGCCGAUUACGGUUUGUGCCGAUAUUCAUGGUCAGUUUCGUGAUUUGAAAGGCAUUUUUGCAACAUGUGGCCAUCCGCAAAAGAACAACUACUUGUUUUUGGGUGACUAUGUGGAUCGCGGCGUUCAGGGUAUCGAAACCAUAACGCAAUUGUUAUGUUAUAAAAUUAAGUAUCCGAGACGAAUUUUCCUGCUGAGAGGCAAUCACGAAGAUGCGAACACAACGCUCACCUACGGAUUUUACGACGAAUGCCUUGCAAGAUUUCAUAAUGCCGAUCUUGGGGAACAGGUGCGAAUGAACUUUUCGCUAGAUAGAUCGAUCAAGAUGUACGUACAACAUCUUCUGAAUGCAAAGCAAUCGUAG